UCGAGGGUGGUCACCACCGCUCGCUCUUUGUGCUUUCUAGUUCCUCAGUGCGACUUCAUGUAAGUGCGGACGAGCAAUGCCUCAAUACCCACCACGCAUCCUAAGUGGGUGCGGGAGUCCGAGCCGAAAGCACAGACACCGUGCAGGUGAAGGAGAGCCUGAGCCUCCCGCAGGGGAAGGAGGACGCGGGGCGAGCCGACGUGGCAGCGGAGGUGCGAGCCGCAGACCAGGUACCUCUGCAUCAGUCAGAUUGGAUAUAUGUGAAGAGAGAAAUCAGUACAUCUGGAUCAUCAGGAUCUGUGAAGGCUUGAAAAGGCCCAUGAGUCUUCUCAUCAUUGAGGCGUUCUAUGGAGGGUCCCAUAAACAGCUGGUGGAUCUGCUCCAAGAAGAGUUAGAAGACUGUGUCCUUUAUACCCUUCCUGCAAAGAAAUGGCAUUGGAGAGCGCGGACAUCAGCUUUAUACUUCUCCCAGAAUAUCCCCAGCAGCGAACGGUACAGGAUCCUCUUUGCAAGCUCAGUGCUGAACCUGACCGAACUGGCUGCCCUUCGGCCUGACCUUGGAAAAUUGAAAAAGAUUCUGUACUUCCAUGAGAACCAAUUGGUAUAUCCUGUCAAGAAAUGUCAGGAGAGGGAUUUCCAGUAUGGAUACAACCAAAUUCUCUCAUGCCUGGUGGCUGACGUGGUGGUAUUCAACUCGAUUUUUAACAUGGAGUCAUUUCUCACCUCUAUUGGAAAAUUUAUGAAGCUGAUUCCUGAUCACAGACCCAAGGAUCUGGAAAGCAUCAUCAGACCUAAGUGCCAAGUUAUUUACUUUCCCAUCAGGUUUCCUGAUGUGAGCAGAUUCAUGCCCAAGCACAAAACAAUCCAUUUACAGAAGAUUCUCGGCCUUAAAGGAAGUGGUGGCACUGCUCCAUCCGCGGCCCUUCCUUUCCAACACGAGCAGAAAGGUUCUGAGAAUUUAUUGAAGAAUUUUAAUUCAGAGUCUGGACCUUGCAAUGUUGCACAACAAGAAAACCCGGGUAGCUCACUAACACAGGAGUCAGCCUUGAGAACGUGCAACUCAUCAGAUAAUUCAAGCUCUCACCUGAAGGAAAAUAAACAAAAUACGACUUUUCAUCCCUGUGACAUUUUGGGUGGAACCGAUGAUCCACAGAGACCACUGCACAUCGUGUGGCCUCACAGGUGGGAGCAUGAUAAAGAUCCGGAGAGUUUUUUUAAGGUAUUAAUGCACCUUAAGGAUUUAGGACUCAAUUUCCACGUGUCUGUCCUUGGAGAAACCUUCACAGAUGUCCCAGAUGUAUUUUCAGAGUCCAAAAAGGCAUUGGGAUCGUCUGUCAUACACUGGGGCUACUUACCCAGCAAAGAUGACUAUUUCCAAGUACUGUGCAUGGCCGAUGUUGUCAUCUCAACAGCUAAGCAUGAAUUCUUUGGAGUGGCAAUGCUGGAAGCUGUCUAUUGUGGUUGUUACCCACUUUGUCCCAAAGAUUUGGUUUAUCCCGAAAUAUUUCCAGCUGAAUAUCUGUAUUCUACACCUGAACAGCUUUCAAAAAGGCUCCAGAAUUUCUGCAAGAGACCAGAUAUUAUAAGAAAACAUCUUUAUAAGAUAGUCCUCUCCGCAAGCAGCGUGAGAUCCGUAACGCGUGGUGGGACAUCGCAGCACUGGCUUCGAGUCCUAUCAGUUGUGGGGAAGUCACUGAACAGAUUACCUCCUCACCCAAAAAACAAAGGGCUCAGGGAUCAUUUCAGAAGUGCCUUCCAGUCUGAGACUGGGGAACCCGGAAUCUCUCAGCUCUAUGGUUAUGAGUUUCAACCCUAAGACAGGAUCAUAAUUCUUCUCAUAAACGGAUAGAAGGAACUGAUGAUUCGUGGGAGAUGAUCUAAGAGGCUUUGUUUUACUCUCCUCAAUUACUGCAUUUAAACAGUGGACCUAAGGUGAUGUGCUGGAAGCCACUUCUGGGAAUGCUUGUGUGAUACCUUUCUCCAAGAAGUUGAAAUCCUUUAUAUUUAAAAAUUUAAUAUUUCCAUUAUUUCCCCAAUGAGAAAACCAAGGGAUCCUAUAAUGGCACACUUAGGAGCCAGACUAUGUUGUAGAAACAGAGACUUGUUGUAUAAGCCUCCCUCCCAUGGGAGAUAAUGUCCCCGUCACCCGUGUGUCUUUCAGGAAGCACCAAGGUCAGUGAGCAUGACUGCUGGACCCCUAGGCAAGGGAGUGCGGAGGGUAGCAGGGGGAUGCUUCAUGACCCACAUGGCUGGUCUUAAAAAGAGGCAUGAGAGACCAUGCCGUGAGGCCAAUGUUUUAAGUGUCUGGAUUAUUACUAUUAUUGCACAGGCCUCAACAGCCACCAUGGGCCUGCCACUCCCUGUGGUCUUUCCACUCAGCUGCCCUUAUACCCGUAACUUUCCUGGCCCUCCUGGUCAGCAUUUGUUUUUGAAGCCUGUGGGGAGACUGAGGCCCUAACAAGAAGCCGAGUUGCCGUGGCUCCCGUGCCAGUAGAGGCAGGUCUAGAACAACCUCGGGCAGAAGUCAGUCCAAUUGGUCGAGACCACCAUCCCUUAAAGGAGGAGAAGAGGCAAAGCUCUCUCUCCACCCUCUUCCCCUCUUUCCUCCUCCUGCUGCCCUUACCAGCAGAGGGAAUGUGGAUUAAUCAGUUGCCAGGACCUGUCCAUAGACUGGUUUUGUGUCACUCGUGGUCGCAUUUGUAUUCCAAGUGGCCACAAGGGGAAGAAUGUACAAGAAUCCAUUCCCGGUACUGAAAAUCUCAGACUGUGGCACGUGCAAGCCUUCGGACAGCCGAACCUUCCCUGUGGCCUUUGAUGACAUACGGCGGUGACGGUCCUCCACGCAUCGAAGGCUGGCCCUUCGUGCGGCCCCCACGAUCUCACCGGUUGCAAAGGGCCGAGGACAGAGGGAGCAGGUGCAUGGGCCGCAGGAGCACCUUUACUUGUGAAGCAAAGGAGUGCUUCCUCUCAUCCCAAAUAGAUAACCCAGAAAUUACAUCCUGAAACUUAUUUCCCCGGAAAGAAAAGGAAGGGGAGGGAUAACUGCAAAAGAAGAUCCUUCUAAUAUGGUAUUAGACUGUAAUUCAUAGGGAAAUUUAUGCCUGAGAUAUGAAUUUCUGAAAAUAGGGGUUUUUUUUCAAAGGAAACACUGACACAUCCUUAAUUAUAGAGUAAUAAAUACCAAUGGUAUAUUAUCUUCUGAUAUUUCCUUACACAGAUCUCAAAGCAUGCAGCUGUUUUUGAAAACUGAUAAUCAAGUACAAUAUCAGUAUAUCACAUCUUGUGCUUACAACACACCCUUCAACCAGACAACCUCACGGAGCCCGAAACAGUGAGUCCGGGGCUGCUCAUAGCACAAGCCUAACUGAACCAAUUAGCCUCGAAUCGUAACGUUAAGAAUCACAGUCGCACCGAGGUGCCUGUCCUUGCCAGGAAAAGGCAAAGCGCAUGCCAAGGGAAAAAGCCUCUGCUUCAGGAUCAUGGAGGCAGCUCUCAAAAGCCAGCAUAACUUAAUGAUCAAUCAGAAAAAUCUAGAGCAGUAACUCCUUAAGUGAAGGAUACAUAAAAACUGUACAAAGCAUUAAUAGUGCAUGGGGAGGUAGAACAGGAUUUUAUCAGAAAGUAUGAGGCUCUUAGAAAGCUCCAUGGGCUGCUUCCAAUCCAGGCAGCAAAAGACAGACAAACAUGGUCAAAGAAAAGUACGUGGACAAACGCGGGGGGCAGGAGAGGAAAUGAAGGUUACACAAGGCCAAUGUGAUUCAGAAGGAAAGGGAGGGAGGAAAGCCGAAGGAGCCAGCUGCAAUUACUAAAUGUUACAUUAGCAAGAGCUGAAAUUGAGAGGGGGAGGUCUGGGUAUUUUACUAAGUGGAUUAACGUCCUCUUCUUUGGGUGUCUGAAGUUGCAGAUUUUAAUUUAUUUGGUGCAGGGUUUUAUUGUGAAACUCUUAAUGGGGUGGAGGGAUAAACAGGGACAAUUAUAAACAGAGAGUAGGAAAGGGGAACAUGAAAUGGUGUUUUUUUUCUUUUUUUAAUAAAUUCAACUAAAAUAAACACAGGGUUUGAAGCUAUGGACAAAGGUAAAUAGUCAACAAAAUAUUUAUUUAGUUGACUGUGAUAGCACUCAAAGGAGAAUUAGAGGUACCUACAAAAAAAAAAAAAAAAACCAAGAGGACAAAACGCCCCCUGAAAUGUGUCAAGCCAAGGAUUUUCAGUGGCUUAGGGGCUCUCCUUUCUCCACCCGUUUAAAAAAAUAAAUCAUAACUUCGGCAUUUA
This is a messenger RNA of Canis lupus familiaris (dog), 4271 nucleotides long. It is a transcript of the gene QTMAN, whose product is annotated as glycosyltransferase like domain containing 1. Lineage: Eukaryota; Metazoa; Chordata; Mammalia; Carnivora; Canidae. Gene Ontology annotation, molecular function: glycosyltransferase activity. The transcript has 12 exons. Bases 77 to 1816 code for a protein of 579 amino acids. The record is from RefSeq and is a predicted model, not a curated record.